GCCUUCCAUGCUCCUCGGGAAUACAUUGUCGAAGCUUCAGACGACCUCCAUUGCCGAUUAACCCUAAACCCCUAUAAAAGGAGAAGCCUCUGCAAUUAUUGGCAACGAAGCAGUGAGUUCAAGAAAUCAUCCACUACAAAUCUCCAUCUUUCUAAAUUCAUAAAUCGUCAUGGCGGCCUUAAUAGCUGCGAAGAGGUCGAUCACGCUCGGGAAAGCCUUUCAAAAUCUUCUAUUGUCGCCGGCUCGUCCGCUGCCUGCCUCAGCUUCUGUUUUCGCCCGUUCGUUCAAUACAAAUGCCCAGCUCCGCGAACCAGAGGACGAUCGUGAGCUUGAGGUCGGCCGUCGCUCCGACGGCGGCGCCGUUUCACGCCGACGAGCCGACGGUUUCCCAGGCUUCUUAUCAGAUGUGAUGGAUCCAUUCGUCCCACGGACGGUGAGCCAGCUGCUAAACAUGAUGGACUCGAUGCUUGAUGGACCGUUCCAGUCAUCGGCUAGAAGCGCGAGCGGCGUCCGGCGGGGAUGGGACGCGAGGGAGGAUAAGGAUGCGUUGUACUUGCGCAUUGACAUGCCGGGGCUAGGGAAGGAAAACGUGAAGGUGAGCGCAGAGCAGGGGACGCUUUUGAUUAAAGGAGAAGGUGAGGCGGAAGAGGGGGAUGAGGAUAGCCAGCGGAGAUACAGCUCGAGGAUUGAUCUGGCGCCGGAGACCUACAAGCUGGACUCUAUUAGGGCGGAGAUGAAGAACGGCGUGCUGAAGGUUAUUGUGCCCAAGGUGAAGCAGGAGGAGAGGAAGGAUGUCAUCCAUGUCAGCAUUGAGUAGGGUUUAGGGUUUUUAGGUCUUGCUUUCCUUGCCCUGUUUUAUCGCUUUGUUGUUAAGAUCAAGUAUGAUUAAUGUUUGAAUCUAUAUGUAUGGU
Phalaenopsis equestris is the source of this 911-nucleotide messenger RNA. Its product is annotated as small heat shock protein, chloroplastic-like. The record is from RefSeq and is a predicted model, not a curated record. The transcript has 2 exons. NCBI's taxonomy places the organism in Eukaryota, Viridiplantae, Streptophyta, Magnoliopsida, Asparagales, Orchidaceae. The coding region runs from base 170 to 817 and encodes 215 amino acids.